Messenger RNA from Cydia pomonella (codling moth), 3395 nucleotides. RefSeq names its product cytochrome P450 4c3-like. The transcript is spliced from 11 exons. Bases 270 to 1745 code for a protein of 491 amino acids. Gene Ontology annotation, molecular function: monooxygenase activity; iron ion binding; oxidoreductase activity, acting on paired donors, with incorporation or reduction of molecular oxygen. The record is from RefSeq and is a predicted model, not a curated record. NCBI's taxonomy places the organism in Eukaryota, Metazoa, Arthropoda, Insecta, Lepidoptera, Tortricidae.
UAAGUUCUUAACAAGACGCAGCCUAUAUUGGCUCUUUAUUAGAUUUAACAUAUAUUGUAACGUUGAGCAAAUUUCGUGUCCAGUGGAAGGCUUUGUGUAUUUAAGUAAAUAUUUAUUUAAUAGAGUCAACACAGCAUUACCCGAUCUCGGAGGAUCUUGGAUUAAUAUCGGACCGAGUCGUAUUCUGCCUGCCCGUGCUGUAGCCCGUUUUUAGCAUUCAGUGUUAUAGUGUUUUUAUGGAUUUUUAAUUGAAUCAAUUUGAUUUAAAUAUGAUUAUACUAUUGCUGCUAUUGGUAUCGGCCUGUGCCUCUUGGGCGCUAUGGGUUAUCCACACUCGACGAUUCGAGAAAGCAACAGCUUCGCUGCCUUCGCUGCCUGGCUUGCCGCUGCUGGGGAACGCGAUGCUCUUCAUUGGGAACACAGAAAAAAUUUUACAAAACUUGCAAAACAUCGCUGACUUGGCUUUCAAGCAUAAGGGUACAGUCAAAAUUUGGUUGGGACCCAAAUUGUAUGUCGCUCUUGCGAAUCCCGACGACGUUCAAGUAGUUUUGGACAACUGCUUAGACAAGGACGUAGUGUACCGCUUCCUAAGACCAUGGCUGGGAUAUGGUCUAUUCGUUGCACCUUUGGAACUUUGGAAAUCUCACAGGAAGGUGAUGAGAUCAGUGUUCAACAACAAAGUUGUGGAAGAUUACCUGGCAGUGUUUGCGGCUCAGGCGGAUGUUUUGGUCGAAAAACUAGAUGUGAUGGUCGGGAAGGGAGAUUUUGAUGUUCUGAAAUUUAUAACCGCCUGCACACUCGACAUCGUGUUUGAAACUGCAAUGGGCGAGCGCAUGGACGUUCAAGAGAAGCCCGAUACCCCAUACCUGCGCGCGCGCCAAACGGUCAUGACGAUCCUCAACAUGCGCUUCUUCAAGGUGUGGCUGCAGCCAGAUUUCCUGUUCAACCUCACCUCCUACGCGAAGGAGCACGACGAAAGCAUCAAGCUCACGCACAAGUUUACUGAUGAGGUUGUUAAAAAGAAACGCAUGGAGUACGAGAAGAACAAACACAACAAUAACACAGAUAGCAAAAUGAAAGCUGUGCUAGAUCUCCUGUUCGGAAGAGAGAUCGAGUUCACGGAUGAGCAGCUUCGUGAACACAUCGAUUCAAUUACGAUCGCUGGCAAUGAUACCACUGCGCUGACCAUCGCUUACACGCUGAUGCUGCUGGGCAUGAAUAAGGAUGCGCAAGAAAAAGUCAUUGAAGAGCAAAGAUUAAUUUUCGGUGAUUCCAAACGCGGUGCUACCAAAGAAGAUAUUCCACAAAUGAUGUAUCUAGAAAGAGUGAUAAAAGAAAGCAUGCGUCUGUACACAGUCGUACCGAUUAUCGCUCGCAACGUUGACAAAGACGUUUAUCUUCCGGGGAGCGGCAUCACGCUGCCAGCAGGCACAGGAACGGUGGUAGGGUCAUUCGCGAUGCACCGGUCCCCGGCAGUGUGGGGCCCGGACGCGGACAAGUUCGACCCGGACCGGUUUCUGCCGGAGCGCUCAGUUGACCGUCAUCGAGCGGCCUUUGUGCCUUUCAGCUUCGGGCCUAGAAAUUGUAUAGGACGCAAUUACGGAAUGUUAAUACUCAAAAGCAUCAUGUCCAGGAUUAUCAGAUCAUACAAAAUUGACGCGGACGAAGUUGGACCACUCAAGAUGGAGCUGCUGCUAUUUCCCAUACGAGGUCACCAAAUAAGAAUAACAAGGAGAGAUGACUAACUUUGGUGUAGUCAUAUUGUCGGCUGACAACCACAACACUAAGUAACAAAUACCUUGUUUAGUAACAAAGCUACUUGGAGGUUCACAAAAGUACGGACGAAUUCACAAACAUCUCUCAAGCCAACGUUCCAAAUAGUAUAUACAAUUCAAUUCAAUGUUUUAUUUAAGGCUUGAAGCCCAUAUUAUGUUAGUAAUACAACGUACUUAUGAAACGAAAUGUAAGUAAAUUACAUACCUAGUAGUAGCUUUCUUAUUUACUGGCCGAGGUGUAUUUAGUAAUUUUCUGUUCGAUGGACUCAGAAAGCUGAGCCGCUGACCGAAAUUUGACACUUUCCACACGGAGAACAGAAAAAUACAUUUUCACGACCUUAUUGUCAUAACUCAUAAGAUGCGAUGUGUGAAGCAUAUAAAUAUAUUUUACAACCCCAGCUGGUAAAGACUCUUUUGGUACUUCAAAAACUGAUGAGAAAUUUGCAUUUUAUCCACAUGUGUGGCAACCAUAGAUAUAAGAAGUAAGUACCUUCUAUGAUCUGAGGGCCUACCGCGAACCACGUUCGACGUGUUUCCUCUCUGUCGCACUUGUUAAUUCGUACGUAAUUGUGACAGGGAGGCAACACGUCGAACGUGGUUCGCGGUAGGCCCUCUGAGGUGGCAACGUAAUAAAAUGCAAAUUUUGAGUUGUUGCCUUACCUAUGUUGACCGGGAGAAUUAAAUUUUAAAUGAUGUUUUUGAUUAACAUUAAUUUUGAAUUUGUUUGGUUUGAUUUGGUAUGAUAUUUCACAGUUAGUAUUCUCGUUACGUUGGAGUAAAAUCAACUAUUUUGGGACGUUGGCUUGAGAAGAUGUUUGAACUCGACUGUACUUGUAACAGGUUUGCUACUUUGUUUUGAAUGUCAACUGACCUAAAUAUAUUGAUUAGUAUAUUUUAAUUCAGUGUACUAUGAGUUUUUAGAAUGCCCUUCAGGACCAUAUUUCACAGACGGCUAUCAAAAGAUAUUUUGUCAAAGAAAGAGAGACUUGGGUUAGUGAAUUCUAACAACUCGUGUAGGUACAGUUAAGUACAGAAUUUUAAUCUACGUCAUUAUUGAGCUAUGAUUAUUAUAAAAUAAUACUUACAUGACGUAGUCAUUGGCGAUUAUGUGAUUCUAUUUAAUUAGUGCAUUUGGUAUUAGAAAGCUUAACUAUAAAUUUCCAAUUGUAUAGUAAUUUUACGCACCGGUUAAGUUACCUAGUUCAUACAAAAUGGUAAAAUAAUUCCCAAUGCGUCAGCCAAUCGUGAUAUUAUUAUCAUUCUCAAAUCAUUAAAUGUUUAAUUUAGUAUUAUAAAAAUAUUCGUUUUUUUUUUGGGUAUGGGACUAACCCCAGUUUGCUCACAUACUGGUUCUAAUGUAACUUGAAUUCAUAUGAAGAGCACCCCACAUGACCUGAAAUCAUCAGAAAUACGGAAUCUCUCUGGUCAUAUUGACACCAUACAAAAACUACUAUAGAUUAAUUUCUGAUAAUUUCAGCCCGUGGUGGGGUGCACCUUAGCAGAGUUUUUCCAGAAAAAAAUAUGUUUUACUAGUUAUUACUAAGUAUUAUGUGUGUGUGGGGUGGGCAAGUAAAAACGUUGAGUGUUAUUUAUAUGUAUUAAACGUAUAUUACGUUUCCA